CGGAGCGGGCGGAGCGGGCGGAGCGGCGCGGCCCGAACGCUGCGUGGCUAGACCGAAGGCAGCGGCGGCGGGCCGGGUCGGGCUCCGGGAGUGAGUGAGAGGGCGCUUUCCCAGCCCGGGAUGUGAGAACCGAGCGGAGCCUGGGGCGGGGGGAGGGAAGGGAAGGGAGGCGAAGCCGGCAGGAAGGAAGGAAGGACGGACGGACCAGGAGGAGGAGCGGCGGCGGCGGCGGCCGGAGCCGGAAGGCGGGGAGGGGCCGUCCGUUGGGCCCGAGGCGGCGGUGGCGGCUGGAGAGAACGGCUCUCGUCACCUCCCCGGGGCAGGAGCGGCGGGGCCCGCGCCUCCUCCCCCCAGCGCCGCGGAGGGGGGAGGAGGAAGAUGGAGACCCACAUUUCGUGCUUGUUCCCCGAGCUGCUGGCUAUGAUCUUCGGCUACCUGGACGUCCGGGACAAGGGGCGCGCGGCGCAGGUGUGCACGGCCUGGCGGGACGCCGCCUACCACAAGUCGGUGUGGCGGGGGGUGGAGGCCAAGCUGCACCUGCGCCGGGCCAACCCGUCGCUGUUCCCCAGCCUGCAGGCCCGGGGCAUCCGCCGGGUGCAGAUCCUGAGCCUCCGCCGCAGCCUCAGCUACGUGAUCCAGGGCAUGGCCAACAUCGAGAGCCUCAACCUAAGCGGUUGUUACAACCUUACCGACAACGGGCUGGGCCACGCGUUUGUGCAGGAGAUCGGCUCCUUGCGCGCCCUCAACCUGAGCCUCUGCAAGCAGAUCACCGACAGCAGCCUGGGCCGCAUAGCCCAGUACCUCAAGGGCUUGGAGGUGCUGGAGCUGGGGGGUUGCAGCAACAUCACCAACACCGGCCUUCUGCUCAUAGCAUGGGGCCUGCAGCGCCUCAAGAGCCUUAACCUCCGCAGCUGCCGCCACCUCUCGGACGUGGGCAUCGGGCACCUGGCCGGUAUGACGCGCAGCGCGGCCGAGGGCUGCUUGGGCCUGGAGCAGCUCACACUGCAGGAUUGCCAGAAGCUCACUGAUCUUUCUCUAAAGCACAUCUCCCGAGGGUUGACGGGCCUGAGGCUCCUCAACCUCAGCUUCUGCGGGGGCAUCUCGGACGCCGGCCUUCUGCACCUGUCGCACAUGGGCAGCCUACGCAGCCUUAACCUGCGUUCCUGCGACAACAUCAGUGACACGGGCAUCAUGCAUCUGGCCAUGGGCAGCCUGCGCCUCUCGGGGCUGGAUGUGUCGUUCUGUGACAAGGUGGGGGACCAGAGUCUGGCCUACAUAGCUCAGGGGCUGGACGGCCUCAAGUCCCUUUCUCUCUGCUCCUGCCACAUCAGUGAUGAUGGCAUCAACCGCAUGGUGCGGCAGAUGCAUGGGCUGCGCACGCUCAACAUCGGACAGUGUGUGCGCAUCACGGACAAGGGCCUGGAGCUGAUUGCUGAGCACCUGAGCCAGCUCACUGGCAUCGACCUGUACGGCUGUACGCGGAUCACCAAGCGCGGCCUGGAGCGCAUCACGCAGCUGCCCUGCCUCAAGGUACUCAACCUGGGACUCUGGCAGAUGACGGACAGUGAGAAGGUCAGGACCUAUGAUCUGAGGACGGUGAACUGAAGCAUGGCCUCUCACCCAAAUCCUGGUGCUUUCCUGCAGCGACUACCAGUGUUUUCCUCUUUUCCAGGAAUUGCUCUGAGUUUGCCUGGUGGAGUUGCCUUUACCAGCCCACAACAUUUGGUACUUUGUAAUGCCGAGUCUUCCACUUAAGGUGCAAGAGAGAGGAAGCCUGAGAUCGCAACUGUACAGCACUAGAGUAGGGUGUGUAACCACCCCCAAAUAAAACAAAAUGGAAGUGGGGUUCUUCAGCCUGCUGUUUGUUAACCUGGAAAUGGAUACACGUUUUCUUAAAAAAGACUUAUCAUUUUCUUAUUACUUUUCUACUUUAGUUGUUCACGGGACAAAUGCCGCAUAUCCUUGUAAGUUUGUUUUUAUUUGUGAUAGCGGAAAGUAGUAAGUCUCAAUUACAAAGGGAAGAAAAAUUAGGUCUUCUGGAGCCAGUGGCAAAGAAACCCAGGUAAGACAAUGGCAGGAAUAUGAAUACGGUCUAAUAAUUUAGCAGAGAAUAGUGUUCAGUUUCUCUGCCUCAAAAAUUUAAGAUUCUCAAUUCUGGGAGGUAUUGUACAUUUAAUUUUUUAAAGGGAGAAAGAGGUUUGACAAGGUUGGAAAGAUUUUGUCUAAAUGACAUGAGGAGUCAGUCUCAUAGCCGAGGCUGUCUAGACCUUCCCGACCACGUCAGAGGGUGAUCAACUUGCAGGCAGCACUCUGAUCUUUCCCUGAGACACUGCAAAGCCCCACCCUGACCCCUCUCUUCAGAAAGGUGGGAGUUGAAAAAAAAUUGCUAGGAGUUGUUAUUACUAUUUAAUAGUCAGUAAAUUAUGCAGAUUUUCUUAGAUAUGGUCUCCAAGUAUCAUAUACACUGUUACUUAAGAAGCUGAAAACCAGUGCAAGUUGACAAAUGGGGUCUCCGGGACUGAAGUAGCCGGCAGUGACAAAUCUGUCACCUGUUGUCCUAGAGGACUUGAGCCAGAGCCAGUUUCAAAAACACUGCUUUGUCACAACUGGUGAUAAGAAGUACAAAUGCUGGAAGUCUAUGCUUGUGAUCGCGUCAAAGCUAAGAACUACGCACGUUUAAUACACUCCAAAUAUCUGUCAUACAACUACAAGAACCUCACAAUCCUGUUAUAAAGGAGAACUGGGCUGUAAGAAUGCUAGCUAUUUUCAUUCAGGGGUAAAAAGGCUUGACUUCACAGAUGUUUUAGUUACAAAUCCCUCUUGUCUAGGAAGAGUAAAAGGGUCUAAUUCGUUAAUACCAGGCACCCUCUUAUGUUUAUUAGUUCUCGAUUUACGUAAUCCACACUCCAGGAGGAUCAGGCCUAGCACAAGAAUUCCUCCUCACAUCAUGGAACCAAGAUUGGACUGUGGGAACAGAGUUCCUUGAGACCAGAUUAAUUUUUCACAAAUAGUGUAGGAUUACUUGAUAUGGCUUGGAAAGCAUUACUUUCCCCAUCUAAAAACAGAAUGAGAAAAUAUAUACUAUAAACGUCCAUAAUAUUUCUCCUUAGGAAAUCUACCCCAAACUAGCAUUAUUGGUGUGCACAUCUGUUGUAGGAAUAGCUACCUGCUUCCAUUUUCCAGCCCAGGGCAAGGCUUUUUGAGAAGUGAUCUCCAGAUAGGGAGCAGCCAAAAAAAAUUAGUCCUAUAUUCCUUCGAAUCUUUGGAAAAAUUGCCAAGGCUAAAAUUGGGCAGAUGGGUAAAAUAAGGAAGUGCAACAGCUAAACCCUUCAGAUCUGUAAUGUUCUUAGAAGACAACUAGUUAUUGCCCUCCACUUAUACUUCCCAUGUUUUAAACCUUAAUUUCAGAGUUCAAAACCCAUUGCUGUGAACUAUCACACACGCAAAAAAGAUGGCCAGUAGGUGUGCCUUAAGCAAACAGUAUGAAGGCCCAGCUAAAUUAACUGACAAUUUCUAGCACUUCUGGUUCAUUUCAAAUGCACAAAAUUUGGAGAGUCAGGAUUCUAGAAUGAGGGUGUGGCUCAGCUCUGUGGCAGCCUGAACUUGACCAGGCUCGCAGCCUGCAGCUGUAGGGAGCAGAGGCACCCUUCACGGUGUCGGGGCCCAGAGUGCAUGAGCGGCUCCUCCAGCCCUCGCUGACGGUCUGUGCACCUGAGACAGAUGCCCUGCCUUUGUGCUCUGAGUCGAGUGGUGACAGCGAGCAGUGUGACCCAGAGCCAGGAGCUGGCCAAUCUUCUUCCCACACAGAAGAGCCCUGAUUUUCUAUGGAAUCACAAGAGAAGCUGCAGAAACUCACUAGAGCAAACACACAGGAUUUAGCAGCUUCCUUACUGCUUACUUUAGGAAUAAAAAUGUGUAUUUGUGGGUUAGAAGGUAGAUGUCAAGGACUACACAUUAUUGAAAAGUAAGGGUGGAAAAUAGUUUUGUGUCCUGGACUGUUGGUAGACCCUCUCUAUACCCACCCCCCCCCAAAUAAAAACAAAACUCGCCCACGCAUGAUUCACAAUGCAUGUGCUCCCUGUUGGAAUAUGUCCGAACCAGUAUCAGCGGUAGCUAGGAGUCAGAUCGUGUGUUAUUCUUUACUGUAAGUUCAUGAAAACUAGGAGCCACUAAUGGCAGCAAAAUUAGAGCUUAAUGAAAAGGUCUACAUAUUCUUCAAGGCAGAAGACGGAAAGAUGACAUUUAUCCACAAAAUCUGCAAGUCCUGUGUUUUGUCAGCAGGCGGCAGCAUUGUCUGUGAGUUGGAGGUUAUUUCCAAUGAGGAACCACGACCUCCUUCCCUCUAACAAAUCCCUUCUGGUCACCCACCCACUCCACCCCCUAACAAUCCUCUCUUAAAAUAAUUUCCCCAGGGUAUAAGAGUUGACGAGAGAGGAAUUUCACCAAUUCCUCUCAUUGCUGAAAAGAUUAAAUUAAAUUUUAAAAUAUCAGUGAAGUUACGCCCAGAAGCCCAGGUGCUGAGCAUUUUGUUUUUGUUGCAAAGUAACAGAGGUGGCCCUCUCACAGAGGUUCCCUGAUUUAGCUAGCAGCUCUCUGCUUUUGGAGUCUGCAAGAAUCAAACAUCAACUUCUAUUCUUCUAAAAGGCCAUCUCAGUUUGGGAGAACAAAUGGGGAAAAUUUUUAGUCAUCCAUGGAGUUAUCAAUUUUAACAGCAAAGGCAAAAGGGCUAACAUUUAAUAUAAAAAAAAGUGUAUUGUCUGUCAUGAAAAAUUCUAGAGGUCCUCUGAGGAAAACACUCUUUUUAUUUUUUUUUUAAUUACUAAAGGAGUGUCUUUAUUGCCCAGAUAAAGACAUCUAUGAAACUGAAAAAGAAGCGAGGUUGCUUGUGUGACCUAAAUUCCUCCUUUGUAAAGCAGAUAUUAGGAUAAGAUAGCAAAAAUUGAAAGUAAGAGAAAGAACCUUCUGAGUGAACUUGGCCAGAUUCCAUAAAAUGUCACAAUAAAGAACAGGCUGGGGGAGGGAGUUUUUUGCCCUCUUGGCACUGGUUUAUCUGGCCUCAGGAAAUCAAAGUGUGGAUCUGAGGGCAGUUGGUACAAACGUGGAAUCAGAAGGUGGAAGGUGGAUACCGCCUGUGGAUACUUCCACGAAGCCGCACUCACUGGACCGUCACAGUUCAUUAGCUGGCUGGGGAUCAUUUCUGGUUACAGAAUGGAAGAAAAGAAGGGUAAAACUUGUGAAACCCAGGGUCUAGGCAUGAAGCAAAUUACUAUUUGUGGAACCAUUCAUGAAAGCUUUACACGAGCAGAAAAAUCUCGCCGGGCAACUUUAUGGAAACCAGAGCUGAAAUAUGCCACUGUUAGUGACCAUACUGAAGGAAGGAAAAGUCAGGAAAAACAACUCAAUCAAAGAAAAAAAAAAAGGUUAAAGAGGUUGUAGAGGAAAGAAAAGAGAACAUGUAUCAUUCCACACACAAAUGAGGAAGGAAAAGACAGGUCAGGCUGAGGAGCCAGAAUAAAGAUAAGUGGCACGAAAUUAAAUGAGGGGACAUAUAAACUAUUUAACAACUAGCAAUUCCUAAAGGUGGUCCUUAAGAGGAGUUAGAAGGGUUGCUCUUUGAUUUGGUCUAAGAAAUAGCUUUCCUGGGCUGUCCUGUUUUCAAGAAAUAGGUUCUUUUUCUUUGGUUGCUUGAAUUUUGACUUGAGACAAAAAUUCCAAUUAAUUGGGUCAUUAGGCUUGCCCGAGGAUGAACUGGUGACCGAGAAGAUCUUUGUAAGGCGACAGCCACUACAAGCCUGAAAAUAUCCUACUCAAAGAGAUGGAGCUGUUACCUCAGCCUGACCCUCCAUGGCCACCAUCGACUCACAUGUUCACAGCAGCCAGGAGGAAAGUUAUGUUUUAUCCAUUAUCGCAGUUGUACAGGGGAAAACAAGCUACAACGACACAGCAUAUUGACACAGCGUAUGGAGAGAGAAACACAAAACAAUGUUUCCAACACAAGCUGACUGCGGCUUUCCUCACAGGGCUCUUCAGGUACCAGCUGGCUCUGGCGGCUUGAAUGUUCUCCAUCAACCCCACAUGACUCAGACUCCUAUGUUCCGUUUUGGUAAAGAAGGUAUACCUUACAGCUCUAUUAAUCCCAAGAAGUCAGAACUUCUUUCUGGUUACUUAUUUCAGGGAACAUUCCCCAAACCAUCACCCUAGACGGCUCCCAUUGCUCAGUCUGCAAAUCCACACAGCCUGAAUACUUAUUUCCAGGUUGGGCGGCCACUGCUGCUGCUUUCUUGACCUUCCUCUACACUCCUAGCCCCUUCCCCUACUUCACCUCCAAAAAAUAAAGGUUUCCACACAGACACCCAUUUGCCCUAUAAUGUAUUU
Messenger RNA from Loxodonta africana (African savanna elephant), 6375 nucleotides. RefSeq names its product F-box and leucine rich repeat protein 14 (gene FBXL14). Lineage: Eukaryota; Metazoa; Chordata; Mammalia; Proboscidea; Elephantidae. The record is from RefSeq and is a predicted model, not a curated record. Gene Ontology annotation, biological process: SCF-dependent proteasomal ubiquitin-dependent protein catabolic process. Gene Ontology annotation, molecular function: protein binding. The transcript is spliced from 3 exons. Bases 379 to 1605 code for a protein of 408 amino acids. Gene Ontology annotation, cellular component: SCF ubiquitin ligase complex.